Messenger RNA from Pristis pectinata (smalltooth sawfish), 3622 nucleotides. RefSeq names its product PDZ and LIM domain 7 (gene pdlim7). Bases 269 to 1648 code for a protein of 459 amino acids. Gene Ontology annotation, cellular component: Z disc; stress fiber; filamentous actin. The transcript is spliced from 10 exons. The record is from RefSeq and is a predicted model, not a curated record. NCBI's taxonomy places the organism in Eukaryota, Metazoa, Chordata, Chondrichthyes, Rhinopristiformes, Pristidae. Gene Ontology annotation, molecular function: muscle alpha-actinin binding; actin binding. Gene Ontology annotation, biological process: muscle structure development; actin cytoskeleton organization; heart development.
AAAUUGUUGGUGUAGUUUUACACGCCUUAUAUAGCCUGGAAGUGCGGAGCUGUCAUUCUCUGCGGGAUAAAGCGAGUGGUUGCUGCACGGUUAUACCUUCCCCCUUCUUCGCACGGGCAUCGUCCUCCCUUGGUUCAAUCUUCAAUUUGUUUCCUGCACCCCCCCCCCCCCAACACCCACCUUCCCCGAACUAAGUUCCCCGACCCGGUCUUUAAACAAACAGCAAACUUUUAGUUUUGUUUUGUUUUGUUCCCCCCUUCCAACGACGAUGGACUUGUACAAGGUUACCCUGGAAGGACCGGCUCCGUGGGGGUUUAGACUGCAGGGAGGAAAGGACUUCAACAAGCCUUUAACCAUGUCCAGGGUCACACCAGGUGGUAAGGCAGACCAAGCAAAUAUCGGGGUAGGAGAUACUGUUAUAUCCAUUGAUGGUGAAAAUACUGAAGGAAUGACUCAUCUGGAGGCACAAAACAAGAUCAAGGCCUGUGCAGGGAUCUUGAAUCUUUCCCUGGGGAAAGCUCAUCGUUCCUCUGGCAGCUGUGAUGAGAAGGAUUUUAAGUUUGCUGCAUCUUCUGUUCCGAAGUAUUCGUUUGACUCCAGCAUGCCAUUGAAUAAGACAGCCAGACCCUUUGGUGUUACAUCUACAGGAAGUUCAAAUUCAGGGACACCAAUAAAGUCCGUGAGCUACAAACCUAUUUCAUUAUGCACUCCACCUUCUGCUUUGCCUAGUAGUGCACCUGCAACCCAGACACAACUAAAAUAUGGCUCAGCCACAGAAAAACGCAGCUCAACUGCAUCCACACUGCGGCAUCCAAAUGGUCCUGGGAUAGGUGCUGCAGAGAAUACAUUUGAUCUAGCUUCUGCUCUUGAGCCCACCUCCAAGACCUUUGAAGAUCCAGGGAAACCGGUCCCAAGAGCUGCUCCAGUUCCCUCUGCUCCAAGUUGCAGACCCCCUUGGGUGGUGGAUGAUUCCUUUGCGGAGAAGUAUGCACCAAACAAAACUACCACCGUAUUGACUAAAUACACUCAGCCUGCUCAACCAACCCCUCAGCAGAAUCGAAACUCUAUUGUCCAGGCAGCUCAGCAGGCACCUGAUGGGACAAACAGGACUCCAGUGUGUGCACAUUGUAACAAGGUCAUCAAAGGCCGCUAUCUUGUAGCUUUGGGCCGUUCUUGGCAUCCUGAAGAGUUUACUUGCAAUCAGUGUAAAAUGACCUUGACUGAGGGAGGAUUCUUUGAGGAAAAGGGCUCUGUGUUUUGUGGAAAAUGCUAUGAAAAUAAGCACGCUCCCAAUUGUGCCAAAUGUAAACAGAAGAUUAUAGGCGAAAUUAUGCAUGCUUUGAAGCAGACAUGGCACGUUAAGUGCUUUACCUGCGCUGCAUGCAAAACUCCAAUCCGCAAUAAAGCAUUUUACAUGGAAGAAGGUCAGCCCUACUGUGAGAAAGAUUAUGAGAAAAUGUUUGGUACAAAAUGCCAUGGUUGUGACUUCAAGAUCGACGCUGGUGACAGAUUUCUUGAGGCUCUAGGGUACAGCUGGCAUGACACCUGUUUUGUGUGUGCGGUAUGCCACAUAAACUUGGAAGGCAAGACAUUUUAUUCCAAGAAAGAGAAACCAUUAUGCAAGAGUCAUGCCUUUUCAACUGUCUAGUUCUACACUGAUGAUGGUCAACAGAGAGCAUAAUAGAAACCUGGCUCAGACAAGCACAAUCCGUAUCAGGGAGCUUGGAAGAGGUCACAAAGAACUGAAGUCACAAAGGAAUUUUGGCUCUCUGGUACAAUAAAAAAAUAUAUGCAACACUUCAGAGAGGCAAUUAAUCAACACGCAAAACUGUUACAUGAGUAUUUCUCAAAGGGCCAAUUAUCUUGCUUGUCUUUCUGCUCUGCAUGUAAUCUCCUAUAAAUUUUAAUGUACCUUUUUUUUUCCAAUGGGAAAUGAGCUUAGUGGUAUCUAUCUUGGACAUCCCUUCAGUAUAAGGAACUCUUCAGGCAUUUCAUCUUUAUCACUCUUUUGCACACAAUGUACAUUGUUUAUUACUUGUUCUUUGAGAAUGUUCUUACCUUGCAGAACCAUUUUUUUAUGAAUUACAUUGCUACUUGUAAAACAAAAUCAAUGUCAGUAUUUACUCACAAACUUUAGAACUUUGAUUGUUGCAUCUGGAAAUUAGUUUGGAUGUUUGCUAUGGAUAGUAAUUAGAAAAAACAACUUAGUGUUUUAAGGAGUAAGCCAAACAGCUUAUCAUAAGAUACUAACUUGCAGUCACUGCUUUUGUAUGUUUAUUAAUUGCACUUGCAUCUCCUAUGACUUGCAGGAGAAGGGAGAUUACUGAAAAUGCUUAGAUUGGCUAAAACUAUUUUUUCUGAAAUGGAGAAGGAGAUGGUUUGAAUUCAUAUAGAAUCUCUUCAUUAUCUACACUUAUUAGUAUGUGUUUCUCUUCACCAUUCCAUUGGAUUAAUCACUGUAGCGAUAAAUGAGGUGUGUUUUGUACACAAUUUUUUUAGCUUCCAUUUCUCCCAGUUUGCAGUGAUAUUAUUACUGAGCAAGCUCCACAUGGGUUCCUGUAACCAGCACCUUUGCAUCCAUUGUGGAUAAUCUCUUAGUUAGUACUGAUAGUGUGUCAUAUUCUGCUUUGGAAAUUCAUUCCAUUGAUUUCAAUAGAAUGGACUUUGGAUUUACAAUCCAAUGAUGCUAUGUGAUGCUUUAAAUGCAACUGCCAUCAGGGAUGAAUUUCUAGGCAACUGUACUUUAAUUUGUUUAAUUAGCAGUUCACUCUCCUUUAACACAGUGUAUGUAAAGAGUUAAAACAAUAUAAUCAGACAAUUGAUGAAUAGGAAGGUUUUGUGUAGGUGUGGUUCUGGAGUUUAACUGCUUUUCAUUGUUUUCCUUCGGCUGGUAUGCUAUCAGGUAGCCAAAUAUGUUGAUAGCUACUUGGAAAUGGUUACUUGUUAUCUAAAAAAAAUGGCUUUUAGGCUUUCCUUUCCAUAUGUAUCGGUGGCAAAUUUCAAAAGAUUGAAGGAAAAGCUAGUGUUUAAGUAGCAAGUUUAUUGGAACUUUGUACAAAGUUGAUAGAGUUGAGAGUGCCAUAUUGCCAUUGAGAUCUGAAACCAGUUAUGUCCAGGGAGCUAUCUGCCAAAGACCAAUUAAUAUUAGUGUUUCUUUUUGCAAUAAAUGAUAGCUAAAUUAAGUGAAGCUGUGAGAAUUGAUUUGGCAAAUUUGUUGACAUUUGAAGUGAGUUAUACAGUUGCCUUUAGCGUUCACAUCGGAUGCAAGUGCAAAGUGCUGCAAUAAAGAACCUUGUCACAAAUCUUGCCUUGUUUUUGUAACUUAAUUCCAUGUGUAGACUAUUUAUUGCAUUUGCCACAAGUAUGGAUCCUAUAUUUACAAGGUGUUGGUGUAAAGUGUUUGCUUUAUUAUCUUUGUUUCAUUACUUGAAUUUAUCCUCCUUUUAACUGACAAGUAUAAACUGAGUCUCAUAAUGCAUAAUAUUUCAAUGUUUUGUACUUUGCCAGGAAAGGAGCAAUUGAAAUUAAAGCAAGCCACAGUUUAACUUUUUCUGUUUUGAAAGUGUAUACCUAUCUCUCUGACAUGCUUAAAAUUAAAACAGCAAUGGUCUUGUGAAACUGA